Messenger RNA from Amoebophrya sp. A120, 3684 nucleotides. The record is from the annotation of a GenBank genome assembly. Lineage: Eukaryota; Dinophyceae; Syndiniales; Amoebophryaceae.
GGCGCUGACCAUGCCGGGCGUAGCAGCCGGUCAUCUGGGCGGUUCCGUCAGUGCGGCGGCCGCUGCGGGCGCAGCCGCGGCGGCGGCCGGCGCGGGGAAUCCGUUCGGUGCGAGUUCCGCGAAUCCCUACGCAACCCCGGCCGGCAUGGCGGCCCUGAAUCGCGCGGCGGCAGCCGGGCAGCUGUGCGCAGCCGCGGCGGCGGGACAAACCCCGUUGGGUUCUUCCCCCUACAAUGCCUUCGCAGCGGCCGCUGCGGCCGCGGCACGGACUCCGCAUCCGAGCACCACUCCCGCGAACGCGUUUGCGUCGAUUUUGUCUCAACAACCUCCUGCUGGUUCAGCCGCCUCCGCCCAAUCCAGUGCCAACCCCUACGCUUCCUUCAGUGCCGCCUCUCCGCUGUCCGCAACCAAUCCCUACGGCCAGCAUGCAUCCGCUUUGGCGGGUUUUCAACCGCCUGGCGCGGCAGGAGCAGGCGCCGCCGCGUCCUUCUCCGGGCUGGCCGGUGCCGCCACGGACCCGUUGACCGGUGUGCCGCUGUUUACUGGGGCAACCGAUCCACUGACCGGAGUGCCAACGGGGACUGAACACGACUACACCGCCAAUCCGUGGGCCGCUGCCGCGGGUAUUCCGGGCUUCGAUGCAACGGGCGCUGCAGGGGCGGACCAGUGGGCGCACCUGGACAUGAGUAUGUGGAAUCCGGUACUAUGUCUUGUCUUAAUCAUAUCACUUCGUUCAUGAUCGCACCGCUUCUUUCCAGAAAGUUGUUUAGCGUGGAUAAAUCCAUUCGGGUUCUUCGCAUAUGUCCAUAAUGACAAUCCGAAACCUACGAGGAAAACAAGACGACGAACUCUACACCACAGACCGCCGGCUUCGACCUGCUAUUCAAUCCGUUUUUGAAUCCAGUCUCUACUACGGAACACUAUGGCUUUUCGUCAACGAGCGACGGGACUCAAAACAUUGACUUCGCAUCGCUGGAUGCCACUGCUGCGGCAGCUGUCGGCUUAAGUACUCCUUUAGGGAAGAUUUUCAUUUUGUGUAAACUUACUUAUUUUGAAUUUGAUGAGGUGAGUUCUUUUCGAGGAAGACGAAAGCGAAGCGUCAUUUGUUGGUGCAGGGUUCAGGAAAGAAAAAGCGACGAUGGAUUAUGCCGGGAGUCGAAAGGAAUUCAAAAACAAAAUCAUCUCAGCCGACGCCGCUAGCGGCCUCCCGGACGUUGCUGGCACAGCUGGUCAAGAUUCUCGAUUUGGGGCGAAAACAGCGGCAGGAAAUCAAGCGUUUGCAUUCAAUAAGGUACAGCUUCUACCUGCAGCUACGAGGCUGGAACAAGUGGGAUGCUGUUGAGAAUGAGGAUCAUGAUUUAUUUCUUCGUAUGGCAUCAAAGAAGCCAAAAAUUCGGUAGUUGAUGCAGUAGAAAAUCGGCACGACUUGUUCUUCAAUUGAUCCAGGUGGCUUCUGGGCUCUUCAAUCCGACGUCCAAGCUAGAGAAUUCGUGCGACAAGAAAACGACGCUGACGGGCUCUCCCGUAUCAAAUGUAAAAAUGUCUGGGUCUGGAAGAUUCCAAACUUGUAAUGCGCAUUUUAGAACACAGAAAAAUCUCUCAUGCAUAGGUAGCAAAAGCUGCCCACUUUCUGUCACCAAAGUGGGGGAUUUCUCAUGCGGGUGCGGCAUUGCGGAAGCUUCUCGAAACCUGUGAUGCUAGAGCUUCCAUGCCAGACCUUCUGUGUCAUGCAAAAACCGCAUGACUCUUCCAGACCCAGACAUUUUUGCAUUUGAUAUCCCGAUACGGUGAACAACUGCAGUCUGUUGUCCAGUCCCGACCGGAGCGGAUCGCCGGAGAGUAGCGUGUACGGGGCGGGGUCCAGCAUCGACGGCAACGGCAUCGCGCCCACGCCGCCCCACGGCAGCGGUGUGGGAAUGUUAAACCAGCCCGCCGGCGCGGGUAGUUCUACUUUGGCGACCGGGCGGAACCAGUCCGCUGCUACAACUGCGCUCAGUGCGGCGGGGGCUACUGGCACGCCCAAUAUGGCUUCCAUCGGAGCAGGUAGUUCUUCCACUACAGCGACGUCGAGUCAUGAUCCAGCUGUAGCCGCUACUUCGGUAACCAGCAGGGUGUCGAGUGCAACAACGUCGCACUCCGGCACCACUGCUGCUACUGCAGGAUCAAGUACUAGUGCAAAUCCCACCACCCCAGCGAAGGUGAUACCACCCGCCCCGGCGCAGCAACAGCUCUCGUCGGGACUUCUGCACAACGUGACUUCUGCGCCCGUGACUGGGAAUAAUGCCAUGCAAACCCCAGGGGGAAGUGUCGGAAUGGUCGGCACUUCUUCCGCUCUGGACCUAGCCAGGCAACCGAGCCUGACGAUGCAGGACCCGGGUGUGCCAGUGUGGUCCGCGUCGGCAGGCUCGUUUCCAGUACUGCUUGGUACCACGCCAGGGUUGCUUGGUGCCGCGCCGCAGCUCGCUUUUCCGGACGGUUCGGUGGGACCCUACGAUCAUGUCUAUGGAACGUAUGGUGCAGGGUCGCUGGGUGGAGCGUGAUACGGUAUUUAGGUGCAGGGUGCCAAGUACUUUGUUUCCUCCAAAGUAAGAUGGGCUGAAGAUGAAUCGUAUCAAACCUCUAAGUACCGAGGAGAAGAAGUGGAGCUUUCUAGGUUCUGAUGACAUGCUUGAGCAUGUUGCUUUGAUGUGUAACCGUAAGUCUAUGCAGCAUCGAGGUUCUUUACCAAAAAAAACAACAGGACACGGCGCGGCGAGCUCGAACGCAAAUUGAGACCACACUUGAGAAUACAGGACCUGCAGCCCGGCAUGCUUUACUGUGGUGCAACAAUGAACGGAGUGACGAAAUGCCAGCAAGAGCUUCUGUAGUUUCUCACAUCUGCUACUUUCUUGACUUGUAGCCGUAGCGGUUUAGUGUAAUGAAAUGGAAGCGCUAAAGACAAGAACGAAGGUCGGGACGCUGUUCUUCACGCCAUCGAAAUAUUUUAUGAUUUUUGUACACUACAGUUGCUACAGAGCUCACUCACCGCUAGUACACUCACGUUCCACGAUCGACUUCGAAAAUUUUGUCUUCCACCUUGUGUUUAUUUUACGGUGCCCCGACAUCAAAAUUGCCCUAGCUAGUACUUUUCAAGUAAUGUUGUAUUGUUUUAGAUGAGAUUUCCGAAUCUUUCUUCAAGAAAAAAAUUGUUUAGUGUUAUUGGACAAGGCUACGAAAAAAUAAGAAACGUAGAAGUAAAACGAUUAGCAUACGUUCCACAAAGUGCGGAGCCUUGCGUAGGAAUCAGUGAGAAAGUUCCUAUUCUCGGACUCUGAAGGAUAAGUGCAGCAUCUUUACAGACGGGAAUGGGAGGGAAAAAAGACAACUUCAGCUUCGCAGUAAGUACAAUGAAAACGACACUACACAACAGCAAAUAGCUACGUGCUUUGUGGAAGAUGGAUUCACGACGAGCAAUUGAAUAUUUUGUAGAACUUCGCAGAUAUUUUCUAUUGCAAGUUCCGAUCGAUGCCUGAAGCAAUUUUUCUGUUUCAUGCAAAUAACGCUACGUAUUGCAAACCUUUUCAUUUUCUUUUUCAACAGGUUUUGUGGUUCUGAUACAUUUUUCGAAAUAAAACUUUUCAAUCUGUUUUUCCCAUACAAAAUCCAAACCGCGUCUCUGGCCACGCCAAAUUUUCCGCCGACUAU